UCGUAAAAUAUUUCGGACCUAUAAAGAGAGAAUUUGAUGAAAAUAACAUUGAUAGACGAAUUCUCAGAAAAGCCUCGGUUGGAUACUACAAAUACGAUUGUUAUAAUAAGUACAGUUGUAUCAUGACACAAGGGUAGUAGGAAGUUUUUAGAAUUAUAAUAAAAAUAGUCUCAACAUACUAUCAGAGAGUCGCGUGGAAUAUGGCGUCUAAUUAUAUAAAAGAUGAACAAGGCGGAACAUUCAUUCCUGCUAGUCAACGUCCAGAUGGUACAUGGCGUAAACCACGACGUGUAAAAGAUGGAUACAUACCACAAGAAGAAGUACCCUUAUAUGAAAGUAAGGGUAAACAAUUUAUAAAAAACAAACCAAUUUAUCCUGUUGGAGCAAGUCCAGAGUUCAUAGCACAACACAAAGCAAAACAAGAAGCUUUAGCAGCGAAAGCAGCUAAAAGUGCAGCAAGUGUACAACCAAAGCCAGAAAAUAAAAAGAAAAAGAGGAAAAGUAAAAAUAAAAAUACUGAAAUAAUAAUAGAAGAAUUAUCCAAAACUACUAUAUCACAAGCUAAAGUUGAAAAUAAAGUGGUAGUAGCAUUGAGUAAUGAGGUAAAUAAGAAGACGGAUCAACAACAACAACAACAACAAACAACAGUUGUCGAUACAGAAAAAAGAAUAAAAGGUCUUCGUAAGAAGAUAAGGGAAAUUGAAUCGUUGGAAGAAAAAAUAAAAAGUGGUUUAUUAAAAAAUCCAGAAAAAGAAAUUUUAGAAAAGAUGCGAAGAAAAAAUGAGAUUAUUAAUGAGAUUAAAACUUUAGAAGAUAAAUCAUAAAUAAAUGAUGCAAUUUAAUUGAAAUAUUUGUACGAAUCAAAUGUGAUGA
Molecule: messenger RNA, 873 nt
Organism: Polistes dominula (European paper wasp)
Lineage: Eukaryota; Metazoa; Arthropoda; Insecta; Hymenoptera; Vespidae
Gene: Pym
Product: partner of Y14 and mago
Biological process (GO): exon-exon junction complex disassembly
Cellular component (GO): exon-exon junction complex; cytoplasm
Molecular function (GO): RNA binding
Source: RefSeq, a predicted model, not a curated record